Messenger RNA from Saccharomyces mikatae IFO 1815, 1956 nucleotides. RefSeq names its product Sec9p (gene SEC9). The transcript has a single exon. Gene Ontology annotation, cellular component: plasma membrane; SNARE complex. The record is from RefSeq and is a predicted model, not a curated record. Gene Ontology annotation, biological process: exocytosis; vesicle fusion. Lineage: Eukaryota; Fungi; Ascomycota; Saccharomycetes; Saccharomycetales; Saccharomycetaceae. Bases 1 to 1956 code for a protein of 651 amino acids. Gene Ontology annotation, molecular function: syntaxin binding; SNAP receptor activity.
AUGGGGCUAAAGAAAUUUUUUAGGAUUAAGCCUCCAGAAGAAGCGACACCUGAACAAAACAAGGACACUUUGAUGGAACUCGGUAUUAGUGUUAAAAAUCCUAACAAGAAAAGGAAAAACAAAUUCGCGGCUUACGGUAAGUUUGCGAAUGAUAAAGCCGAAGAUAAGGUAUAUGCCCCACCAGGUUAUGAACAGUUUGCUAGACCAAAGGAUGAACUUGAGGACUUGAAUGCCUCCCCAUUAGAUGCCAAUGCUAAUGAAGCAAUCGCUAGCCCUGUAGAAGGUUCAAAUGGCACACAAGAUCAACGAAACACUGCGGUAACCAAUUCUAUGCAGGAUCCUUAUGCUAUUGAAAAUGAUGACUAUCGAUACGAUGACGACCCUUAUGCAAGAUUUCAAGCUAAUAGGAGUAAUGGUAGGAGUAGCGGCAAUGCUUCGGCGUAUAGUAGUGCUCGAGGGGGCUAUAAUGGUGCGUCUUUGAGUCCGUACAAUAAUGAUUACUCAUAUAGCAAUCAAAAUACCUCCAAUAGCUGGGCAAGUGUGGAUAACAGUAAUAAUAAUAAUAAUCAAUCAAGCAGCACUCUAAACCAAAGGUCUUCCAAACAACCAAGACAACCUUCAGUUUUAACGGCAAGAAAUAGCCAACUCACCGACCGGAAGAGUCCCCCAUCAAAUCCAAUGCAAGAAAAGAGAAAUCCUUACGCUAAUAUGAAUAGUCACAGCAGUGCAUAUGAUUCCAAUACCAAUGAAUCUGGUAGUAUUCCAAAAGAGAGCUCUAAAAGUUCAAAUCCAUACGCUUCCAUGGCGAACGACUCAUAUGCUAAUGGUAAUCAGAAUCGGUCUGCAAAUCCGUAUUCUAGUAGAAGUGCAAGUCAACCACAAGUGCAACCUGCGCUAAUGACUUAUACCCCGUCCUUUGUUGCUGCUAAUGAAGUAGCAUCAAGUAAUGAAGUUGAUUUAAACGAAGAACCCAGAGCGGGUGAAUUUGAUUUUGAAGAAGCUUAUGCAGAAAAAUCUGCAGAAAAUAGGGCGGCGUUAGAUGAGCCCGAUUUGAACGCAGUAAUGACUAAUGAUGAUUCUAUAGAUUUAAACGUGUCCGAAGUUGAUCAUCGGUCGAGACAACAGCAACAACAGUGGUUCAUGGAUGAGCAGCAGCAGCAAGAGCAAGAUUUUAACGCAACCAAUGACCAGUAUGGAGAUCAAAGAGGUUAUAAAACAUUCGAAGAAAUACAAAAAGAAGAAGAGGCUCGCCAGCAGCAGGAAGAAGACGAAGCUGUGGAUGAAAUUAAGCAAGAGAUCAAAUUCACCAAACAAAGCUCCGUGGCCUCUACCAGAAAUACACUGAAAAUGGCACAAGAUGCCGAAAGAGCUGGUAUGAAUACCCUGGGUAUGUUAGGCCAUCAAAGCGAACAGUUGAACAACGUAGAAGGGAACUUAGAUUUAAUGAAGGUUCAAAAUAAAGUUGCUGACGAAAAAGUUGCAGAAUUGAAGAAGUUAAAUCGUAGUAUAUUAGCCGUUCAUGUUUCUAAUCCGUUUAACUCCAAGAGAAGGAGGAGGGAGAGAGAGGAACAAUUGAAGAAUAGAAAAAUUGAAGAAAAACUAAUGAGAGAACAAACUAAUCAGCAACUGUCGAAGUCCACUCAAAGAAUAGAGGGUGCUAUGAACGCAAACAGUAAUGUAAGCGACGUUCGUGAACGAUAUCAGAGACAAAACGUUCUAGAAAAGGCAAAAAGAUAUCAAUUCGAAAAUGACGAAGAAGAUGACGAAAUGGAAUUAGAAAUUGAUAGAAAUUUGGAUCAAAUCCAGCAAGUUAGCAAUCGUUUGAAAAAAAUGGCCUUGACCACUGGUAAAGAACUAGACUCUCAGCAGAAACGUCUUAACAACAUUGAGGAAAGUACUGAUGAUCUCGAUAUCAAUCUUCAUAUGAAUACCAACAGGUUGGCUGGUAUUAGAUAG